This is a messenger RNA of Oryza sativa Japonica Group (Japanese rice), 4058 nucleotides long. The record is from RefSeq and is a predicted model, not a curated record. Lineage: Eukaryota; Viridiplantae; Streptophyta; Magnoliopsida; Poales; Poaceae.
AAGCGCAGCGACACAUCACACGGGCUCAACAGUGUAGUUGGUGUUCCUCGCAUCUGCGCCCAUGGCAGCCGCAGCUGCAGCAGCAGCAUGAUCGCCACCACCACCACCUAGCUCCUCCUCUCCCCUCCAGAUUCCCAGCACUCUCUCCCUCUCUAGACCCCUCUCUCUCUCUCUCUCUCUCUCUCUCGCUCUAGGCCUCUAGGGGGUUGUCGGCGUGCGCACGCGUACACGCGCGCGCGGGGGGGGGGGGGGGGGGGGGGGAAGAGGAGAGGAGGCCUGCAAAGCUGGCGCCUGCUGCUGCUGCGCCUGCGCCCUGCCUCGCCCAAAACAGUGGAGAUUCCCGUAUCCAUUUCCCAAUUAUGGGGCGGGGCGAGGAGGCUAGGAGGAGGAUAGGGUGAGGCGGCUCUUCACUUCUUCAGAGGUGGCAGGCCAUUCUGCUUCUCUCGCCAUUGGAGUGCUCCGGGUGAGGUGAGGUGAGCGGCUCGAGAUCCUGCCAAGAUCAGCUCCUUGGCCUGGGGGUGGAGGACAGGUGGUAUCUUGUGCCGUCUUUCUUGAGUUCUUGCGGUGGUUUUCUUUUUUUGAAGUUUGUUGGUUUCUUUUCUUCUUUUUUUUUUUGGGUUGGUUCGUGAUUUUUUUGUUGUUGUGAUGGCGGCUGAGUUGUUUGUUUAGUCUGUUCUUGAUGUUUGCUUAGUGGUGGUACUGAUGUGUGGGUAGGGUUCGUGUUCUUUUUUUUUUGCGUUUAUCUUCGCUUUCCUUUUUUUUUUCUUCUUCCCCUUUUGAGAUUUCGAUCGUAGCAUUGGUUAGCGUGUUGGUGGAUGUAGUUAAUCAAUCCCCUUUUAGGUGCCAAAUGUCAUGGAAAGCGAGCUCUUUGCCCUUGUUUAACCAAGCUUUUGAUCGCAGCAUUCAAGAAUUGGCUCCAUCUCCCCGCAAAAAAAAAAAGAAAGAAAAAGGAAUUGGCUCCAUCGAUUCAGUAAAAAAACCCGAAUGCCGCGGAAGUUAGCAUUGCUCAUCCGUGGAUUCGACGCUGGCACACUGGUUUCUUGGCUAGAGAGAAACAACGAUGUGCUUGCUGUUUCAGCCACCAAUUUCUUCCCGGCUUGUGAUUUUUGCCUUUUGUAUCUGCUUUCUUUUUCCUCUUUUGAGAAAGUACACGAUUCCUUUGCCUACCUUCAUUUUCAGUGCCGAUUACUAAAUUUGCAGUAGGUCCUACUCUCUCGCCGUGGUGUUGGACUAUCAUUGGGAGUAGUUGUCAUGUGGAUUUAUGCCCAUUUGCUGCGAUUAAAGAGAGAAUAUGUGCUACGCCUUAACGUUCAUGGACCUGAUUUCUUGAGGUCGCUGUAACUGUUGCCUUUGGAGAACAAGAGGAAGAGGGUGUGAGUGUGUGGAGACACUAACCGUGGCUUUUGCAGAUUCCUCUUAUCUGUUUUCCUUGCAUGGCAGUUGUGCCAUACAUUGAUACAGAUGGAUCAUAUUCUUCGUACAACCGGAUUGGAGUAUGCUCGAUCUGUCAUCCGUGGAGAACCCGAAAUUCAGAUUGCUUUUGUUUUGCGUGGCUCUCCUUUGCAGUUCUUGCGGGAACCUAUUCCCCCAAGAAUAUCAUGCUACUCCACAUCUUGUUGUUUAUUCUACUGAUUCCAUCUUUUCGUUCGGGCCAGGCCAGCUAGCUAGCCGCAAGCGCUGACUGUCUUGAUCAUUGAUUCCUCCUUCCACAAUAACUCUAAAAGAUUGGAAGCACAUUUGCAUGAUUGAUGGUUUUCCCGUCGCUUUCGGCAUUCGUUAUCUACCUGUCCAUUAGCCUUCAGGAUCAUGCUUUCUGACUUGCUUGUUCUCAUUCUUAGGGCCAUAACUUCAGCUUCUCCCAUCUAUAAUAGGUUCGCAAACUGUUCAGCACAAUGAAGCCUUCGGACGAUAAGGCGCAGCUCUCCGGUUUGGCGCAAUCAGAAGAAUCGUCACUUGAUGUGGAUCACCAGUCAUUUCCUUGUUCUCCAUCAAUCCAACCGGUUGCUUCUGGGUGCACACACACAGAGAACAGCGCAGCAUACUUCUUAUGGCCGACAUCCAACCUACAGCAUUGUGCAGCCGAGGGACGUGCAAACUACUUUGGAAACCUUCAGAAAGGAUUGUUGCCAAGGCACCCUGGUCGGUUGCCCAAAGGUCAGCAAGCAAAUAGCUUGCUUGACUUGAUGACUAUAAGAGCUUUCCAUAGCAAGAUAUUGCGGCGUUUUAGCCUCGGGACAGCAGUGGGAUUCCGCAUCAGGAAAGGGGAUCUAACAGAUAUCCCUGCAAUCCUUGUCUUUGUUGCUCGCAAGGUUCAUAAGAAGUGGCUUAAUCCAGCACAAUGUCUUCCUGCUAUUCUUGAGGGUCCAGGAGGUGUUUGGUGUGAUGUUGAUGUUGUUGAAUUUUCGUACUACGGUGCACCGGCUCAAACACCUAAAGAGCAAAUGUUCAGUGAGCUUGUUGAUAAGUUAUGUGGCAGUGACGAAUGUAUUGGUUCAGGCUCUCAGGUUGCAAGCCAUGAAACUUUUGGUACUUUGGGUGCAAUUGUGAAACGGCGCACUGGCAACAAGCAGGUUGGUUUCCUCACUAACCAUCAUGUCGCGGUUGACUUGGACUACCCUAAUCAGAAGAUGUUUCAUCCAUUACCACCCAAUCUUGGGCCUGGCGUUUAUCUUGGAGCUGUUGAAAGAGCAACUUCUUUCAUCACAGAUGACGUUUGGUAUGGAAUCUAUGCUGGAACAAACCCAGAUAUGCCGCCCCAUUAUGGAUUUGCAGAGACAUUUGUACGAGCUGACGGUGCAUUUAUCCCAUUUGCUGAUGACUUUGACAUUUCCACCGUCACGACUGUAGUUAGGGGAGUCGGUGACAUUGGGGAUGUCAAGGUUAUAGAUCUGCAGUGUCCGCUCAAUAGCCUCAUAGGGAGGCAAGUAUGCAAAGUUGGCAGAAGCUCUGGUCACACAACUGGGACUGUGAUGGCCUAUGCCCUUGAGUACAAUGACGAGAAAGGAAUAUGCUUCUUCACAGACAUCCUUGUUGUUGGUGAGAACCGCCAAACAUUUGAUUUGGAAGGUGAUAGCGGAAGCCUUAUUAUCCUGACUAGCCAAGAUGGUGAGAAGCCGCGUCCAAUUGGAAUUAUAUGGGGUGGCACAGCAAAUCGUGGGAGGUUGAAGCUUACAAGUGAUCAUGGCCCUGAAAACUGGACUAGUGGGGUUGAUCUUGGCCGUCUACUCGACCGUCUGGAACUUGAUAUUAUCAUUACCAAUGAAUCACUCCAAGAUGCCGUGCAGCAGCAAAGAUUUGCUUUGGUGGCCGCCGUUACCUCAGCUGUUGGGGAGUCUUCCGGGGUGCCUGUCGCCAUCCCGGAAGAGAAGAUCGAAGAGAUCUUCGAGCCAUUGGGGAUCCAAAUCCAGCAACUGCCUCGCCAUGACGUGGCGGCCUCUGGAACUGAAGGGGAGGAGGCAUCCAACACGGUGGUCAAUGUGGAAGAGCACCAGUUCAUCUCAAACUUCGUCGGUAUGUCGCCCGUGCGCGACGACCAAGACGCUCCGAGGAGCAUCACCAACCUGAACAACCCCUCCGAGGAAGAACUCGCCAUGUCGCUCCAUCUGGGUGACCGAGAGCCCAAGCGGCUCCGUUCGGACUCCGGAUCAAGCCUUGACCUGGAGAAAUGAAGUGCAAAAAGUGCUGGUUCUGAAUUUCUGAUUCUGGUUCUUCAGAGUUUAUUGUCAUUGUGGACAGCCAAAAGUAGUAGUAGAUCAAAAGACCUCAUAUGCAGUUCAGAAAAAUUGAACCUGCAGUAAGCUUCGGUGAGCUUGAAUGGCUUUGGCAAGCAUAUCAUGUAACAUGAUGUAUUAUUAUUACUACAAUUGAUUCAGCCCCUUGUAGGAUGUUAGGUGCUAGUCCUGCAGUUUUGCUGUGCUCAUGAUCGUGAGACCUGAUAUACACCAUUGCCGGAUCCCUUCCUCUUUGUAGAAGAAGAAGAACAAUGUGCAGGGAAUUAUGAUAAUGAUGAUCUUUGAUCUAUUUCCCCCUAUUAUUAUUUACCAAUUAUCAGGUUUCAA